Molecule: messenger RNA, 4714 nt
Organism: Drosophila hydei
Lineage: Eukaryota; Metazoa; Arthropoda; Insecta; Diptera; Drosophilidae
Product: protein strawberry notch
Exons: 3
Coding region: 438-4646 (1402 amino acids)
Biological process (GO): regulation of DNA-templated transcription
Cellular component (GO): nucleus
Molecular function (GO): chromatin DNA binding; histone binding
Source: RefSeq, a predicted model, not a curated record
CAUAUGGAACUAUUAAGUCGAGCAGGGAUUAGUAACUAAAAGUUAUUCAAAGUGUUCAGAUGAAAUUGUGUUGAAAAAAGUGAUCAAGAAACGCAUAAAGGAACUUGUCAAAGAAAUAGAAAAUUGUGCCGUAAAAAUACUAAUAAAGCGACUCUGGUUAAUGGGAGCUUUAGAGUUCAGCUAGGUAAAGUUAAGGAAAGGAAGGAACAAAAAUCUGUUGUAAGGCUAAGUCUUGUCGAGAUUUCUUAAGGCAAUGCGAAUGAGGUCUUUAUUUAUCAUGUAGCGUGACACUAUACAUGAGUUAACAGCAGAUCUAUCUUCAAUCUUCUUCCCACUCCCAAUCCCAUUCCAAUUCCAACUCCUCGCCAGUUUAAUCCCAUGUCAGGAUGCAUCUACCUCGAGCUUAACUCCAACUUAACGUGAAUCAGAAACUAGAAAUGGACUCAUUUGCGCAAGUCGAAGCGCUGUUCGGCCUACACAGCGAUGAGGUAGGUCCCUCGAAGUUUGAGGACCUGUCUGAGCCGGAGGUCGGCAUCAUGACCAAUGCGGAGAUUCGGCUGCUGGACAACUUGGAUGACAUACCGUUCGAAGCCAUUAAGCUGCCCGACGCAUGUCCCGCAGCCGAACAGGACGCACAGAUCGAUGCGCGACUGCAGGAGGAGCUCGACUCGCUGCCCAUGGUGGAGCCAGAGCCGGAGCCGGAGCCGGAGCCGCUGCCUGCCGCAGAGCCACAGCCGCGAGCUCAAAUGGCGCCCACCAUGCUCAGCAGGCCGCAGGUUCAGCUGCAGCAGCAGCAGCUGCACCAGCACCUGCCGCAUCAGCAGCAGCUGCAGCUUCAGCAGCAGCAGCAGCAGCAGCAGCAACAUCCUCAGCAGGCAUCUCGCAUAUUCUACAAGCCGCGCACUAUGCAGGAGGCAGCCAAGUUCUCCAUCCAAAUGCCACCCGAGGGCGCAGGGGCCAAGGGGCUGCCGAACACGAGCUAUGGAAUGCAGCUGAAGAUGCAAUCGCAGCUUCGCAUUGCAACUGGGGCGCCAGGCCAACAGCCGUACAAGAUGGUGGUGGCCAAUCCGCAGGAUCGCAUGAAGAACGGCCAGGGCCGAAUCUUUGUGCAGAACUCGAGCUCGACGUCGUUUCCCAAGACCCUCACUGACUUCAUCAGGGCGAAGGGCAUUGCCUCUAGCCAGAGCCAGAUGCGUGGCCUGCUGCCCAAUCAGAUGAUGAAGCCACUGACUACGAUGAAGCUGCCCCUGAAGCCCGAUCUGAACAGUGCGCUGCGCGUGCAGCCGCAGCGACGCGAGCUGCCGCCGAUGCAGGCGCCACUCGAGGACGAUGAGGUGGACUUCGAGGAGAUCGGCGUGGCGGAUACCUACUCCUCGUACUGGCCCAGCAAGCUGAAGGGCGGCUCACGGCAUCCCGACCCUGUGGUAGAGACGGCAACGCUGUCCUCCGUCGAGCUGCCGGACAUUACGUACGAGCUGGCGCUGCCGGAGAAGUUGAAGAACUCGGACAGGCUGAGUGCGCUGCAGCUGGAGGCGGUGACCUAUGCGUGUCAGGCACACGAGCAGCUGCUGCCCAGCGGCCAGCGUGCGGGCUUCCUGCUGGGCGAUGGCGCUGGCGUGGGCAAGGGACGCACCGUGGCGGCCAUCAUCUUCGAGAACUAUUUGCGUGGACGCAAGCGUGCGCUCUGGAUAUCCGUGUCGAAUGACCUGAAGUUCGACGCGGAGCGCGAUCUGCUGGACAUUGGGGCCAGCAAGCACCUCAAGGUGGCCUCGAUGAGCAAGUUCAAGUACAGCCGCAUCAGCUCCGAGGAGAACGAAUACUUCAAGCGCGGCGUCAUCUUCUGCACCUACACAGCGCUCAUCGGGGAGUCGGCGAACGCCAGUCCCAAGUACAACACGCGGCUGCGUCAGCUGAUCAACUGGCUGGGCACGGAUUUUGACGGCGUCAUUGUGCUGGACGAGUGCCACAAGGCGAAGAAUCUGAGUCUGAUGAACGCUGGCAAAUCCACCAAGACGGGCACCACUGUGCUCGAGCUGCAGCAGCUGCUGCCCAUGGCUCGGGUGGUGUACGCCUCGGCGACGGGCGCCUCGGAGCCGCGCAACAUGGCGUACAUGGUGCGGCUAGGACUCUGGGGUCCGGGCACCUCCUAUUCGGAGUUCUUCAAGUUUGUGAACACCGUGGAGAAGCGUGGCAUUGGCGCCAUGGAGAUCGUGGCCAUGGACAUGAAGCUAAGGGGCUCGUACAUCGCGCGUCAGCUCAGCUUCAAGGACGUCAGCUUUCGCAUUGAGGAGGUGCCCAUGUCGCGGGACUUCCACAAGCUCUACAAUCACUCGGCCGAGCUGUGGGCCGAGAUCAAUGAGAAGUUCCUCAAGGCCUGCCGGCUCAUGUGCAUCGAGAAUCGAGUCCAGAAGAUAAUUACCUGCCAGUUCUGGUCAGCUCAUCAGCGGUUCUUCAAGAAUCUGUGCAUCGCCUCGAAGGUUAACCACGUCGUCAAGAUGGUGCGCGACGCGGCUCGCCAGGGCAAGGCGGUGGUCAUCGGACUGCAAUCGACUGGCGAGUCGCGCACCUUGGAGCACUUGGAGCUAUACCAGGGUGAGCUGACGAACUUCGUGUCCACCUCGAAGAUGAUCAUACAGUCCUUUGUGGAGAAAUACUUUCCUGCGCCCACACGGGAGUCCCUCUACAAGCUGCUCAACACGGGCACCUUUGAGCCGGAGACGCGCGGGAAGAGCAGCAGCGCGAAGCGUGGGCGUAUGAUCUCCGAGUGGUCGGACGAUGACAUGGAUGAGGACGGUGGCGACAGCGAUAUAGAGAUGUGCGACAACGCCUGGAAUGGCGACGACGACGAUGAGGAUCGCUCAAAGGCGGGCCGCAAGCGUCGCGGUCGUCCGCCAAAGCCGGACAAAGUAGAGAAGAUCACCAUGCAGGAGCGCAUCCUGCAGCACCUGUGCAACAACAUGAAUGCCAAGCACGAGGAGGACGAUCCUAACUUUGAUGCCGCCAAGCCGCAGACGGCGAAGAUCACGGAGCGGGACGUCGAGCGCUGCAUCACGGUGCGCGAGAAGCUGCUCGACAAGAUUGAGCACUUGGGCAGACGCAUGCCGCCCAACACAUUGGACAAGAUCAUCUCCAAGCUGGGCACCAAGGUCGUGGCCGAGAUGACGGGCAGGCGCGGACGUGUCAUCAAAAUCGACGACAACACCUAUCGCUACGAGCAGCGCGGCGAGGCGGAGACGACCAUGGAUCUGGUGAACUACAUGGAGAAGCAGCGCUUCAUGGAGGACAGCAAGCACGUGGCCAUCAUUUCCGAGGCGGCCUCCAGCGGCAUUUCGCUGCAGAGCGAUCGGCGGCUGGCUAUUCAGCGACGCCGGCUGCACAUCACCUUGGAGCUGCCCUGGAGCGCGGAUCGAGCCAUACAGCAGUUCGGGCGCACGCAUCGCUCCAAUCAGGCGAAUGCGCCGGAGUAUGUCUUCCUGAUCUCGGAUCUUGGUGGCGAAAGCCGCUUUGCAGCGACUGUGGCCAAGCGACUGGAGAGCCUUGGCGCUCUCACGCAGGGCGAUCGGCGAGCCACCGAUGCGCGGGAUCUCUCCAAGUUCAACAUCGACAACAACAUCGGACGCAGCGCCUUGGAGAGCGUCCUACAGCAAAUCACAGGCGAGAAGCCACUCGAGACGGUUCACAUACCGGAAUCCUAUAAAGGCGACUUCAGCUUCGACUGCUGCGUCGCGCUCUCCGGCGUGGGCAUGCUGAGUGUGUCCGAGGACAGCAAGGGCCACCAGAUCUUCGUCAUCGAGAAGGACAGCAACAACAUACCCAAGUUCCUCAAUCGCAUACUCGGCUGCCGCGUCGAGGUGCAGAAUGCCCUGUUCAAGUUCUUCCUCAACAAGAUGUAUUCGCUGAUCCUGCAGAUGAAACGUUCCGGGCACUUUGAUCUCGGCAUCCUGGACCUGGAUGCGCACGGUGCCAAUGUGACGGCCAUCAAGCUGAUACGCUUCAUUAGAAAACAUGCCACGGGCACGGCGGCCACGGAGCUGCACACCAUGCAAGUGGUGCGCGGCAUGUCCUUCGAGCUGGCGCUGGCCAAGUUCAAGAAGGAGGCCCGCCAGGAGCACGAGGGCUUCUACACGUUCAAGCAGGAGCGCAACAAUAACAAUUGCGCCAUCCUCUGCCUGAAUGCCCAGCCGGACCAGGCGCCGAGCACUGAUCACAGCAAGCUGAACAUGAAGAUCUAUCGCCCCAAUACGGGGCCACAGGUUCGCACCGAAACGCUCAGCUCGAUUGGCAAUCGCUACGUGAAGGCCUCGCCCGAGGCAGUGCAGCAAUUCUGGGACAUGCAGUACAAUCAGUGCCUGCGCAUGUGCUCCCACAUCUACUGGAACCGUCGCUGCCCCUUUGGCAUCAAGUGUGGCGUGGGCCUCAGAGUGCGCACCUACCACGUGCUGUCCGGCCUGAUGCUGCCCAUCUGGGAUCGCAUAGCGCUGAUCAUCGAGAAGGAUGGCCGCAAGAUUCAAAUGAUACGCGUGAAGACCGAUGAGAACAAGAAGAUCGUUGGCACUGUGGUGCCCGAGGGCGUUUAUCACCAGCUGGUGGCCGACCUGUCCUCCGACUCCCUAGUCGAGAGCAAGGACUUCAGUGUCAAGGAAUAAUAUUUGAUUUCUUUCUGCAGUUUCUUGUAUACAACAACUGGAGAUAACAAUAAAUAUAUAAAACUCUU